Molecule: messenger RNA, 4467 nt
Organism: Paramacrobiotus metropolitanus
Lineage: Eukaryota; Metazoa; Tardigrada; Eutardigrada; Parachela; Macrobiotidae
Exons: 11
Coding region: 949-1860 (303 amino acids)
Source: RefSeq, a predicted model, not a curated record
UUUUCAAAAUAAUUAGAGCAAACAUGAGGGGAGCACCAGUGCAGUUUUGGCCGAUAUCUAUGUGGAUACUGGCAGUUGAAGCGCAGAGUCAUGUACGCGUAGCCAACGGUCUGAAGACAGGCAAGCUUAGCUAUUUCGAUUAGUUGCUGAAUGGUGGCUCGACAAAACAGGCUUCUUUGCAGCUGAACUGCCGGCAUUGAGCAGUAUAACGUGUUAUAUGAAGCAGAAGAAUAUACCGUUGGAUCAGCAGCUUCUCCAUAUUUUGGAUGAGCUUAAAACAUUACUGUCACCGACACGCCGGAUGGGACUCCAUGGGGUUGUCAUUUAAUCAACAAAUCUAUCGGUUUCUCAACUGGAGGACGCGCUCAAUCAUGCAUGGAAGGCAGCCUUCGUUGCAGAGCAAUUUACCGGCAGUCCAAACGCUGCGCCAACGGACGCGCCACGUGUGCGAAUGUUAUCUAUGCUGAAUUCCCAGGACGGGAUAUCUGAAUCCGGUUCAUCGGCAACACGAAUACUCUAUGUCAUCGUCAUGUCGAACGCUUCGCAUUCUGCUGAGGCGACUGCAGUGCAUGCUACAACGAUUCGCCCUCGCAAAAUAGCCCCUACACCAAAAUACGAAUUCAUACUGAAACUGCGUGAACAUGGCGUACAAGUGUACAAUGAAACGACGCCUCCGGUUUUCCCGAUGCCGCCAGAUGAUUAUCCUUGUUUGAUCAUGGGUGAAAUAAUAAGCGACAUCCCGUUCAUAGUCGACGCACCCGGCGUGCAAACCGAUGAAUUACGCCGGCAAUCUAGAUCUGAAAGAAGACCAAGUACACAGUACGCGCACCUGAACAGUAGUAUUUAUCGUUAAUUCAUGGCAGUCGUACUCGUAUCCUACGUUUCUUGCAUUCUUAUAUUAAUUGUUCAUCUACAAAGAUUUUUUGAUUUAACUGCGAGAAAUUUCUUAUGAACGCGACGGAAAACCUGUCAGAUACCGCUGACGAUUCACAGGAUGCAAAGCCCAGUCCAGAAUGGUCCUUCCGUUUAUUUUCCCCCAAACCCAUUACUGUGCAAGAUCUACCAUAUUUCCAGAAGCAGAUCAUGAAGAUCCUGUUAUCCUUUAUAGACACUCAGAAGCAGUCGCUGAUGGUGUUUAUGUGGAAUCCUGACGUCGACAACGGCACUGCUAUUAAUUUCUUUAUUCGGUUGGUAAAAAGCUACAGACACUCCAUCUAUCUGGAUUCUCGCAUGCUGUAUGCUGACGGUAUAUAUAAGCGGUUGGAAGAGGCUCGCUUUCGACCUGAUUGGCUCCGCGGAUCGUUUGCCCUGUCGCGCGCACCGGUCGUCCAGCCAUCCGACCCACAUUGGGAACGAUUUCUCGCGGACUGCGAUGAAGGGAAGAAACUACAGGAUCUCACAUACGGUUGGUUAUGUCCGUUACGCCCAACAUUUGCUCUGCAUUAUAUCGUGCCACCGAAUAGCGCACUAGCACCUCAGUCAGGUACUUUCAAUCCAUACCAUCUUCACACUCUUCAAGAGCAGUUCAUGGAAACGGUGCUGGCCAAUGUGACGAAGCAAUUUGCCAUCGCGAAUCCUCUGACAGUCAUGGGUGCAGGGUAUAAGAUCAGUCUCGUCAGUCACGCACCACUGGCUCAAUUCCGGACCAUACGAGGAUAUAUAGUCUUCUGCAUUACCAUGGCCUUCGCCCUGUCCAACUUGACCAGUGGAAGGAUUGAACAUAUAUGGCGAUUUCCCACUUCACCAGGCAUUUUCCAGCCUUAUCAACCGUUUCGCGUUUAUCCAACCGCACCAGUCAAUUAUCAGCUAUUGCCGAUGUUUGAGAGCCUCGCCAAGGAACGUGCAUGUAUGGCAGCGUGACCUUACGGGAAACGUGAUUGAUUUUCACGUGUUGCUCGCUGGAGCCGAUGUCUAUGGUAAUACUCGAGAAUUGGCCGUCGAUCCCGGUUCAGACUUUGGCACAAGGAUCUACGACCAUGUGUGCCGUAGUAUAAAUAUGACAGAGACGUUCUUUAAUGCACUGGCACAGUUGGUGGAAUUUAAGUGUCCAGAGACAACGUGCACCAUAAACCAAUCAAGGAAACUAUGCGAUAAUCCGUCGACACUCGCACGCAGCACAUCUUCGCUGCCGGCAACGUUUUCUUUCUGGGCCAAGAUGGGCAGCAGCGACGAAGAACUGUACAAUGAAUUGAAUUUGGAUAUGGACGCUAUUUUGCAUGCCGUGGGCAACGCCUUCUCCGCAGCCAAUCCACUGACCAUCGAUGAUCUUUACCUCAAUGUUACGCUAUCCGGGCAUUCCAGAGGUAAUGUGACAUCUGACGGGUACGUAGAGCUUGUAGAAAGAGUGCGGCUGUUGGGACAAAGGCAAAGUGGUAACACUGUAAACGGAGUCUGUUAAUGCGCAUACAGGAAAACGGUGGAAAACUUCACCUUUACGCUGACGUAUCCGGAGACGGACUCGGGCAAAUACUGGAACGUGUGGCGCCUGCCAGAUCGCGCAAUGUUGGACAUCUCUUUGCGGGACCAGGCGUCCGCUGUUUACGCUACUGCUUAAUCACCGCCUUAAUGUACAUGUGUAGGCUGAAGUGUCCAAGAAAACAUCCAAAUAGAGCUAGUACAGUUUAAAUAAAACCACUAGCACAAUACAAGAUUUGACAGUUGAAAGGCCACGAAAUGUCACUUACAGAGUAGAAGAGUCGCCGCUAGAACACUUGACUCAAGUUUCGCUUUUUUGCAAGCGAGAAAGAACUUUAAUUAAUUCAAGGCCAGCUUCAGCAUUCUAUGCAGAGAGUUUUCGCGUCGCACUGUGGUUUUAAUUUUUGUCGCAUUUUACAGUUUCUACAAUCGUGAUAAUAAAUACGCAUACAUUACGAUUUGCAAUGUAUGCGUAUUUAUUAUAGCUUUAAAUAGCAAUACAUCCAGUAUGGAAGAUUAUGCUUAAUUUUAGGCGAUAUCAAUUUGCUGGGAGCCAACAUUCGUGGCACAGCAAAUAAUUAGCAAAAAGCCUUUUUUAAGUGCAAAUUAUGUGUUUGUUGACCGCAAGAAAUUUAUUAUUUAUAUAUAUUUAGAUUUAAUUAUGGUAUCUGCUGCAGUCCGAGUUCGAUUGCAAUUCAACAGUUUUUGGUUUGGAACAACGGAUAAUCUGCAGCACCUGCGAUUCCCGGACGCGGUAACUGGAUUCCGAUAUUUUACAGCUGAUGCCAAAUUCGUAUGCGUUAUCGAGCAGACUGCACUCUACAACUACUUAACUGACAAAAGCUGGCUAAAGGCGACAGCGGCAGCCGGAACAAAAAGCUUUUUCCACGAGCAGAUGUGCUGGUUUGUACAGAUGUGCUGGUUUGCAUGCCGUUUUCUACAAGAAAUGCCAAUUAAAACCGGUUGCUGUGGUUCUAAAUCAGCAGACUUUACAUCCUUGCCAUCCAUAUUACAUAAAUUAUCAUAUGUAAUUAACUUUCUUACACAACCGCCACGUGUCAGCUAUAACGAUCGACCAUCCGGAAUAAACAAAAACCCUGCAGCGGUGAAAAACAUAACCGUUUCGCCGUUAUAAACCGCCGUUUCCAUCUGAAUUUUCCCAGAUUGUUUUGGUGUCGAUUUCGUUGCCGAAUUGCUUCGUUUCUUGUACCGCUGUACCAUGGCAAAACUGAUCGGAAUGGUCGUCGUUUUAAGCGUUUGUGCUAUGGCACUGGUGGAUAGUGCGGUGCCAGUGGCGUACAUUUGCCGGUUUUACAGCAACGGUGAAAAAGGCUGCCAAAAGAAAUGCGCAGCCGCAUCGGAUGCGGACAUCGACAAAUUAACCAACGCCCGCCCGGCAUCCAAUGAUAUUCCACAAAAACAGAUCGACGACACCAAGAUCGAUCCGCUCCUCUUCUAUAAGUGCAGCGAUUUCCCGGUCACCAGCAAAUGGAAUGUCAAAUCCAAGCAGUUAUUCUCGGCCGGGUUCACCAACGCCCUGAAGGAUGCGCCCAAGAACAAGAAGACAUACCUGGGAUCGUGCGCCUUUAACAACGACAAAGGCAAAGGCUGGAGUUGCCGCGUUGUGUCCAUUGACAAGGAUGCCGGAAAGGUAUACAGUGGCGGAGAGGUGCACUCCGAUAACCUGCGCGCUAUUCAGGGAAAGCCAUCGUGGAAAGUAACCGGAAACGACGAUGUACAGUUUGUGGACAAUUAAUGGUUUCGGCAACUAAACUCUCUAUGUGCUGUGAUGGAAUACCCUACACCGCCGCUUUCUUAGAUCCUAACAAAAAAAUCAUAGUUGCUCCUGCGAAAUUGCUCGUGCACGUCCUCUGCUGAUUCGUAUAUCGCUUUCUUUAACUUUGCUGUUGCACAGAUAGCCUGUGUGUGUGAUGUAUGCAGGAGAAAAUAACAAUUGCUUUUUUUAAUCAAAAAUUAAAUUCGUCACUGCCGGUACUGUCACAUAGAGCAGAGUUGUCACCUUGUAUGUACCGAGGAAACAGCGCUAAAAAA